This is a messenger RNA of Nelumbo nucifera (sacred lotus), 1601 nucleotides long. Its product is annotated as actin. The record is from RefSeq and is a predicted model, not a curated record. Lineage: Eukaryota; Viridiplantae; Streptophyta; Magnoliopsida; Proteales; Nelumbonaceae.
CGUGUAGCUGAGAUCAGAGACGUCGUUGUGACUUGCGCCUGCGCGAGAGACAUAUAGAGAGAGAGAGAGAAAAAGAGAAGAAGAAGCAGAAGGCUUCAUUAGAGUCUCUCACCAACAGGAAAUCCAGUCUUUCACAAAGCAGGUAAUAGAAGAUGGCAGACAACGAGGAUAUUCAGCCCCUUGUUUGCGACAAUGGAACAGGAAUGGUCAAGGCUGGGUUUGCUGGAGAUGAUGCCCCAAGGGCCGUGUUCCCUAGCAUUGUAGGACGCCCUCGCCACACUGGUGUGAUGGUUGGUAUGGGCCAGAAGGAUGCCUAUGUUGGGGAUGAGGCUCAGUCCAAGCGUGGUAUUUUAACUUUGAAAUACCCGAUUGAGCACGGCAUUGUGAACAAUUGGGAUGACAUGGAGAAGAUCUGGCAUCACACCUUCUACAAUGAGCUCCGUGUGGCCCCUGAAGAGCACCCAGUUCUCCUCACUGAAGCACCCCUCAACCCCAAGGCUAACCGUGAGAAGAUGACCCAAAUCAUGUUUGAGACCUUCAACACUCCUGCAAUGUAUGUUGCUAUUCAGGCCGUUCUUUCCCUUUAUGCCAGUGGUCGUACAACUGGUAUUGUCCUGGACUCUGGGGAUGGUGUCAGUCACACUGUUCCCAUAUACGAAGGGUAUGCUCUCCCACAUGCCAUCCUGCGUCUUGACCUUGCAGGGCGUGAUCUCACAGAUGCCCUGAUGAAGAUCCUGACCGAGCGUGGCUACUCUUUCACCACCACUGCUGAGCGGGAAAUUGUGAGGGACAUGAAGGAGAAGCUUGCUUACAUUGCUCUUGAUUAUGAGCAGGAACUAGAGACAGCCAAGACCAGCUCAUCUGUGGAGAAGAGCUAUGAACUGCCUGAUGGGCAAGUGAUCACCAUCGGCGCUGAACGAUUCCGAUGCCCAGAAGUUCUGUUCCAGCCAUCCAUGAUAGGAAUGGAAGCUGCUGGCAUUCACGAGACUACAUACAACUCCAUCAUGAAGUGCGAUGUGGACAUCAGGAAGGAUUUGUAUGGCAACAUCGUCCUCAGUGGUGGCUCAACCAUGUUCCCAGGCAUUGCUGACAGGAUGAGCAAGGAAAUAACAGCACUAGCACCCAGCAGCAUGAAGAUCAAGGUGGUGGCUCCUCCUGAGAGGAAGUACAGUGUGUGGAUUGGGGGAUCCAUCUUGGCUUCUCUUAGCACUUUCCAACAGAUGUGGAUUGCAAAGGCGGAGUAUGACGAGUCUGGGCCAUCGAUUGUGCACAGGAAAUGCUUCUGAUCAUGCACGAGCGAGGGGGAGAUGCUUCCCAACGUGCAUGCCUGGAAAUGCCUUCUUUGUUUUUCUCUUCUUUUUAUUCCAUUUCUUGUUUCUUUCUCUCGAUUCAAUGUUGGGACAGUGAUCUUGAAGGGGUUUGAAAUCCAAUUUUUUUCCUUCUUCCAUUAUUAUUCUUAUUAGAAGUUGUGCAUUAAUAUUGCCUUGAUCUGGUUGAAGCGGAGGUCGGCUUUACUUUUUAGGUGUUUUGAUUAAUUAAGACCAAUAAAUACAAUAUAUCUUCCAUUUGUGAUCAAGGAUUUUUGUCCCAUUUUUUCUUUA